Messenger RNA from Exophiala oligosperma, 3361 nucleotides. RefSeq lists its product as uncharacterized. The record is from RefSeq and is a predicted model, not a curated record. The transcript is spliced from 3 exons. Gene Ontology annotation, molecular function: transmembrane transporter activity. NCBI's taxonomy places the organism in Eukaryota, Fungi, Ascomycota, Eurotiomycetes, Chaetothyriales, Herpotrichiellaceae. The coding region runs from base 349 to 2655 and encodes 768 amino acids. Gene Ontology annotation, biological process: transmembrane transport. Gene Ontology annotation, cellular component: fungal-type vacuole membrane.
CGAUGAUCUCUGUCCUUCUCUACCAUAACCAACUCAUCGUCUGAACUGAUCCUCUCUUUUUCUUUUUUUUUACCUCUACAUAGAGUCCUGGGUUCUUUCUACUUUUACUAGCGUAUAUACUGCCUGCCCAAGGAAUAAUAAUCCACUUAAAAAUCCCCCCUCGGCAAUUGCCAUCCGGCCCUAAACUUUCUUAAGCUCGAGACCAAACCAAAUCAUUUGUUUUCAAGCCACAAACAACGACAAAUACCAAAAACAUCUGGCCGAGGACGAGUGUCGAGGACUCAGGACCACAAAACAAGACAUUUACUUCUGCCAGCGUCGAUUGAAAGAGUCUACUCUCCUUUCUAGAUGUCAUUGGCUCAACAUGUCUCGGCCUUUGAAGGUGUCGAUCAAGAUUACACGACAGACGACAUCGGAAGCUUGAGGCUUUCGCGACAACCAAGCCUACAGAUCAAUUAUGAUCCCAUCCCUCCUGCUUCUGUUGUAGGAGCAGAUGACGGUGAUGGAGGAGACGACGAUAGAAUCGAAAAUCUUCACGCGUACGAAGUGUCUACCACCAAACGUAUCGCUCAAAUCUUGGUCGGUGUCGUGUCGUGCGUGUUGGCUUCGGGCAUCGUAUUUGGCUUCGACGCACUCAAGACUAUUCUUGUCGAGGAAGAUGUUUAUCGAGAACAUUGUACCGAGGAAGAAUUGGCGCAUGACGUGAGGUUGUGCUAUAUGCAAGAUCAAAAGCUCAACUUGACAUUCAUCAUUGCUUCGGUCACAGCAAACAUUUCGGCCUUACUCGUGGGAAGUAUCCUAGAUCGAUAUGGACCCAAGGUCUGCGGCAUCGCGAGUUCUGUGGUUUUGUUUCUUGGAUCCCUCCUCAUGGCUUUUGCGAAAGAAAUGCCCUUUGACGCCUACCCGGCAGGGAGUUUUUUGUUGUCGCUCGGCGGAACUUUUACCUUUGUACCUUCCUUCCACCUGGCCAACGCGUUUCCUCGCUUCCAGGGACUCAUCCUAGCUCUCGUCACGGGAGCCUUUGACGCGUCUGCAUCGGUGUUUUUGAUCUUCAGGCUCAUCUACCAGAGAUCCCACGGCGCAUUCGGCCCUCGACAGAUCUUUUUGGUUUUCUUGGUCGUCCCAAUUUUCAUCUUGGUCACUCAACUCACCGUGAUGCCAAAACACAGCUACGAGAGCCGAGGUGAAUUGACCAACAGCCUUGAAAAGGCCAACGACGCCACGCUGGACAUUCACGACUCGGACGAUGAACUCGACACCGCCAUGGACGUGAUGCGGGUGAGGUCUGAACGGGCGAUGCGACGUAGACAGUCCAUCACCUCCAUCACCGAGCUUCUGGGUACGCCCAUCCAACAAGACAAGUACGAGCAAAAGGAGGACCAGAUCCGAGUCAACAGCGGCGUGUGGGGGGUCCUCCACGGUGUGCCUGCGUCCAGACAAAUCCGCACCCCCUGGUUCAUACUCAUCACCCUCUUUACCGUCCUACAGAUGGCCAGGUUCAAUUUUUUCAUCGCCACCAUCUACUCGCAGUACGUCUACAUGUUAAACUCGGAGGAACUGGCCAUCAAGGUCAUUGAGUUUUUCGACCUCGCAUUGCCAAUUGGUGGGUUGGUCACCGUGCCCUUUAUCGGGGUGUUGCUGGACCAAACGAGUACCGUCGCCGUUCUCAAUUUGUUGGUCUUGUUGAGUACAAUCAUUGGCGCUCUCGGUGCAGUCCCGACAGAGUGGGCAGCAUAUGCCAACGUGACAUUGUUCUGUCUAUUCAGACCACUUUAUUAUUCUGCCAUGUCUGACUACGCUGCCAAGGUAUUUGGUUACGCAACUUUCGGAACAGUCUACGGAGCCAUCAUAUGUCUAUCGGGUUUGUUUACUUUCACCCAGUCUGGUCUCCAAGCGUUGGUACACGACUCCUUUGACGACGACCCGGAACCUAUCAAUCUUGGUCUCGCCACCGCCGGACUUGUCCUAGGAGUGGCAUUGGUCAUGUACGUCGACAUUAAAGGGAGAGCCAUACAACGUGAACGAGCCAUUGCUGCGAUGAAUGCCGUUGCGAACGACGAACGAAGACCAUUGCUUGGUAUCCAGAAUCGAAGUAUGAGGUCCAACAGUCGACCAAUGACUUCGGAUCAAAUGUUUAAUGUCGGUGGUGGCGGAAGCAUCAGUGGUGCUGGUAGCAUUGGAGCACCAGGAUCUCUUCGAGUACCCAAAUCAAGUCUUUUUGCUACUGGUCGCGAUGAUGGAACGGGGAAUUUGAUGAACUAUGGUACUAGUCCAAGUCAUGGAGUUGCUACUGGCUCAGGUAUAGUUGCAGGUCUUGGAGCAGGUCUUGGAGCAGGUCUUGGGGCAAGUGUUGGUCCAGUAUCAGGAUAUGAUGAAGUCGACAAUGAUGGUACAUCCGGACCCACGACAACAACCGGUACUGGUGAAGGUGGUGGUGGUGGUACUGUUGUUCGACAUCAUGGUCUGAUGGCCAGAACUAGUCGACAAGGAUUGAAUUGGUCAUUGUCAACUGUUCAAGAAGGGAGGGAACCUGAAACGACAGAGAUUCGACAUGAAGAAGAGGAGGAGGAAGAACAACAGCGGCAGCAGCAGCAGCAGCAGCAACAACAAAAUGACCAAGAUCGAGAGCAACAACAGCAGCUUUACACAGACUGAUGGUGGUACAUAAAAAAAAGGAGGGUCCGAACGAACCAUCAACCCAAAACUUGAAAACUGGCUUGUAUCUCACCACUGGCUUUGACUUACUUUACUUCCACAAACAACGCCCACACGACACCAAAAGGGCAUGUUACCAACAGGCAUAUUUACAACACAUUACAGCAGCAUACUUACAGCGUGGGAAGCAUUUCUAUCCCCUUUUCUCAUAUUAUCAUCAUCGACUUUUCCAGCCCGGCGUCUCCGAUUUGAUCGGGAUGGUAUGAGAAAGGGACAAACUGUACAUCAUACGAUGCAUACACAAUACGGUUCAUGGUACAUGCAUGGUACAUGGUUCAGUGGGUGACGACAAAUUUGUUCUUGUUCAACUUUGAAUUUCGUUCGAACUUUUCUCUUAGCGAUUGUAUUUGUUUACCCGGGAGGCGGGGCGCAUUUACUGGUUGUUUGACAUGAUUUUAUCCAAUGCCCCCAUGAUUUCUAGCGUUGGCUUGAGCAUUAGCAUUGCAUUGGUAUUGAUAUGGCAUUGGUAUGGCGUGGGGUGUGUAUGUGUGUGUGUGCGUGGCGUUUUUGGACCGUCGAUUAUGGUGGCAUAGAUACGUACUCUCCGUAGAGAGAGAGAGAGAGAUGCAUGUCACCUUUGACCAAAACUAUCAUGAUACCUCUUUCUAGAUGGAUAUCAUAAUAAUAAAUAGCACAACCCGUCAUC